UGAUUUUUGACUACUUGGCUUGAUACAGUUUGUUGUCACUAUUUUUGUUCUUACUCCACGGAUUAACUCAAUGAGUUACAACUACUAAAUAUGACUGUAUCAUGCGUAAAACUAUCGUCAGAUGCCUUUAUGGUGUGUCUUACACACGCGCUAUCAACAGAGAACGAAGAGGUGAUGGGUCUAUGUAUUGGGGAAGUCGACGAAAACAGAGUGUCUCAUAUUUCUGCAGUGAUGCUGCUUCGUAGAUCUGACAAGAGGAAGGAUAGGGUGGAAAUUUCACCGGAGCAGUUGUCAAAUGCCGCGAUACAUGCUGAAAUCCUGACUGCCGAACUCAAGCGACCGAUGAGAGUCCUGGGUUGGUACCAUUCCCACCCACACAUUACAGUCUGGCCAUCACACGUGGACGUUAGAACACAGGCGAUGUACCAGCUCAUGGACGAGUGCUUCGUGGGCCUCAUAUUCUCGACGUUCAACGAGGACAAGAAGAGCAAGCAGCAGCGCAUCCAGGUCACGUGCUUUCAGUCGACCAAUCACAGCCCGGAGGGCGAGCCGCCGAUGUACGAGCGCAUCGAGGUGCCGCUGCAGGUGGCGCCCUCCAGCCACAUCAGCCGCGAGAGCAUGCAGUCGCUCGUCACGCUUCCCGGCAUUCUCACGGAGGAGGAGUCGGAGGCAUACACGAGCACGUUCGCUAGCAAGGACCUCGACCUCGUCACGCGGCUACACAACAGCGCCGUCUUCACCAAGUCCAUCUGCCACAUGAUGGAGGUGCUGACGGGCCCGCUCAUGCAGAGCCUCGAGAACCGGUGCGAACACGACAAGAGGCUAGCCGCGCAGCUGCUCACGAGAAAACAAGAGCUGGAGCGUCAACUCGAAGAGCUGUCCUGACCGGGAGCGCCGCGACCUUGAUCGACUCGAGGAGCUGUCUUAACCGGGAGGACGUCGCGACCUUGAUCGUACAAAGACCGGCGGAGAAAGACCGGCUAUAUUUUUUUAGUAGAUUUCUGGUCGGGUAUUGAUCAGUGUUGUCGGAAUUAUCGAGAGUAAGAUGAUAAUAAUGUGAUCUGUUAUUAUAGAGGUAGAUCUGUAAUUAUAUAUGUGUAAAAAUUUUGAUAGAUUUAUGCUGCCGUUUCUCAUUGCUUGUGGCUUACAAAGUAGAUUGAAGUAACAGUAUGAACAUGCAUAACUAUUGUUUACUGACUUGUUAGACGUUCAUAUUCAUCACAAGACUAAGUGUUAAAAUGGAU
Priapulus caudatus is the source of this 1244-nucleotide messenger RNA. RefSeq names its product lys-63-specific deubiquitinase BRCC36-like. The transcript has 3 exons. Gene Ontology annotation, molecular function: polyubiquitin modification-dependent protein binding; cysteine-type deubiquitinase activity; metallopeptidase activity. NCBI's taxonomy places the organism in Eukaryota, Metazoa, Priapulida, Priapulimorpha, Priapulimorphida, Priapulidae. The record is from RefSeq and is a predicted model, not a curated record. Gene Ontology annotation, cellular component: BRCA1-A complex; BRISC complex. Bases 91 to 885 code for a protein of 264 amino acids. Gene Ontology annotation, biological process: double-strand break repair.